Molecule: messenger RNA, 423 nt
Organism: Miscanthus lutarioriparius
Lineage: Eukaryota; Viridiplantae; Streptophyta; Magnoliopsida; Poales; Poaceae
Source: the annotation of a GenBank genome assembly
AUGAUGAGAGGUGACGAGUACCGGUACCAGUACCAGCAGCAGCAGCAAGGCGGCCCCGGGUUCGUCAUCGGCGGCGCGCUGCACGGCGUGAUCAUGGCGGUGGCGGUGGGUCUAGUGGUGGGUGUCCCACUGUUCCUGGGCGACGGCGGGGAGGCGAUCACGUCCGCGAUUGCGGACCUGCUGGGCCCCACGGGCCUGCUGCUGCUCCCCGUCGCACUCAUCCUCGUCAUCCGCGUCCUCUCCUCCGACCGCGGCACCGCCGGCGCGCUCGCCAACGCCCUCGCCCUCGGCGGGUCCCCGGACUCCGUGCACCGCGUCGGCGGAUCCCCCGUCGGGGUCGCGCUCGCGCUCGCACUCAUCGCCGUCCUCCUCUACUACCGCUCCGCGCUCCUCGGCGGCGGCGACGGCGGCGACGAUGAGUAG